UUCUGACAUGCUGACUGGCUGUCUCCAGAGCAGUCUGAAAUAAUCCAUCAACACUGAAAUAUUAAUGCCGCUUAAUUACAGACUGUGCUGAAAACCAGAUCUAAUGAUGCAUUCUGUUUCCACCCACUACGCACACUUCCUGUUUUUUGAGAUUUAGAUAUAUCAUCCAAAGAUUUGUAUUAGUCUUUGGAAAGCAAGAUAUUGGAGAAGUACCACAUUUUUGCACACUUCCAGUAUUGUAUGCUCCUUUUAUGUAUCUUUAAUAUUCUCAAUGUAUCUUUAAUUCUCUUGUGAGUUUGACUGAUAUUGCAUUGCAGUAAUUUACUGCAUUUUAACCCACAUCAAACCAUUUGGUAAGAUCACAAUAUUGGAUCUAUAUUGUGACUAUCUGAAGGUGAAAUGAGGCCCUAGCUGCCAUAUAAAAUUUGGGACGAUACAGGGCUUGAGGCUCCUAUCCUGUUGCUGGAGCUUGCUGGCUUGUUCAAAGCCAGGAUAAUAUUGCAUGACGCGAUGCCUCCCUUAAAUAGACACCAACAGCAUAAACAAGCUUCAGAGGGGCAACAAACACUCUCCAGGGACAGAAGCGUUCCCACACCUCCAAGGCUCACACUUUCUGCGGAUACAUUUUUGGCUCUUAAUCUGCACCCCAUGCAAACAGAGGAGCUUGUUAUUGUCAGUUUAAAUAUUUUUCACACCGUGCAAAAUAUUGAAUUUGGUGAAGCUGAUGAGUUCAAAGGUUCAGUGGCGUAAGCCGAAGCAGAUUCGGAAUGACGUGAUCGCCACAGCGAAGGCCACGGGCCCCCCCCUCCAGUUCUGGAACGCCCUUUUGGUGGGCGACCACUUGACCCUAAUCACUAUCAUGGACGACCCCGAUGGCUGCCACAUUAUUAACUCCAUCUACGACACCAGCAACAUCGAGGAAUGGAAGGACUACCGGUUCAACUACAGAGGCCUGAGACUCUGGUCACUGACCUACGAGCAGGAGCUGACUACGCCCCUGCACAUUGCGGCGGGUCGAGGCUUCGCGGAGUGCCUGAGGCACCUGCUCCAGAGGGGGGCAGACGUGGAGCUCUCUCCGGCGGGCACCACCGCCCUCCAUGAGGCCUGUGAGAACGGACACACCGAGUGCGUCAAGCUGCUGCUCUCCUACGGGGCCAACGCCAACGCUGUGAGCGAGGACGGCCUGAUGCCCCUGCACGUGUGCACCAGCCCCGAGUCCCUUCAGUGCGCCAAGCACCUCCUGCAGUUCGGAGCCACGGUCAACGGGCGGAGCCUGGAGGAGGACAACACCCCCCUGCACGUGGCGGCCCGGCACGGCCUGGUGGGUCACACGGACCUGUACCUGCGCUACGGCGCGGCUCUGGACCGGCGGAACGACGAGGGCAACACCCCGCUCAACGCCGCCUGCGCCCAGCCCCAGGCGGCCGAGGACCUGGGUCGCUACGGCGACGUGUGCCGCAUGCUGCUGUCAGCCGGUGCGGACGUGCACACGGGCGACCAGGACAACCAGCUGCCGCUGCACAUGGCCUGCAAGAACGUCAACCCGCGCGCGGUCCAGCUGCUCCUGGAGCACGGGGCCAGCGUCAACACCAUGUGCUACAGCGGAGACGCGCCCAUGCACAACGUGCUCAAGGCCGUGGCCUACAAGACCGAGCACCAGCCCGAGCACAUCGUCCGCGCCCUGCUCAACCACGGCUCCAUACGGGUGUGGCCCGGGGCCCUGCCCCAGGUGCUGAAAUACUGCUGCUCCUCUCCUCGCACAAUGGAGGCCCUCUUGAAUGCAUACGACCGCCUCAAAAUCACGGACACCUGGGUAGAGAACGUUCCACCUGAUGUCUUCCAGAAGCACCAAGACUUCUACGAGUCGCUGUUCUCCCUGGCGAAUGCUCCCCGCUCGCUCCAGCACCUCGCCCGCUGCAAGAUCAGGCUGGUCCUGGGGGCGCAGGUGCCCAGCGCGGUGCCCAAGCUGGGGCUGCCCACGUUCAUCCAGAACUACCUGCUGCUGGAGUUCAGGGACUACGUCCACUGAGGAGGACCGUGCCAACACUACGCACCCAGGCCCCGGAGGCCAAGGGUGAAAUCUAGUUAACUGUCCUCCAACUUCUUCCAUUUGGACACGGCUUUUUCUACACAAGUAUUCCUGUUAUUUUUGUUGUUUGUAUGUGUCAUUUGCACUUCUUAUUAGCCCAGAUGGGCCCAAUCAAAGUUAAAAAGGAGAGAAGCGCCACACUUUGAGCAACGUUGCAUCUGCUACAGAACAGUAAUACACAAUGUAGAGUGAAAUACUUUAAGUCCACAAUAUGCACUGUUCAUAGCCAAAUAGAUAGUCGGGCCUUCUCACCGAAUAGUCACAAAUGCAGCGUGAGAGCUGAAUGUGCUGAAAACCUGCUACAAUAGCUGCUGUGUUACAACCAUGUUUGAACUAUGGUUGAAUUUUGGUUGUUAAAUGGAGGUGUGGAACAUGUAUGUGCCUUCACUCUUUUUAAGGGAACAUGGUUCCCUUGAUUUUUGGACCACAUAGUGCAAGCGGCAUCACGUCACUGGGCUAUGUCAGUCCUGAAGCUCAAAAUGCAAAAAACAAUGGAGCCGCCACUGGAUAUGCAGAUACAACCGUUGCUAACAUGGGCUCUCCACAUGAGCCCUGUUCCUCCAGGGCUUUUUAUGGAACGCUUCUAACAGCUGAAUCACACCUGGUUCAGACAGAUUGUUUCAUUUAUGAUGCAAGCAAUUAUGUUGGUAGUAAAAAAAAAAAAGUCUUGAAUUAUGCAGACUUAGGCUGGAGGCUUACAGCGCAAAUUAUUUUGUUACAAAGCAAUAAAUUUGUAAAUACAAUUAAGAUGCAUUUAUUGUGUGUAUGAUAAAUGUUGGCAGAUACAAAAAUAUAACAUAUAAAAUGCUUAAAUAACGAAUCAGGAGGUUUUUACAUUUGGUGUUGUGUAAAUAUGCUGAAAGCAGGAAGUAGACUAAAACAUACUUUUAUAUUUUGCAGUGGCCUACAGAAGCGUUGCAAAUUAGUCAUACAAUGAAAGCAUAAAAGAUUUAUUGAAAUGAAAAUGGUUUAAAGCGUCUCAUUUAUAUUUGUAUGUAGUUGUUUAAAAGGUCUGUAGUCAAAUCCUUAUACGUAUGAACAUUCAUCCACACUGUAUAACAACAUUUCCCACAAGGGGGUGCCAUAGUCUUUCCAUUACAAUUGAAGGUUAUAACUUUUUUUGAACUUGAGCAGGCUGGUCGGUGUACUGAAAACCUCGAACAGUGUACAUAUUUUAUUGAGAAUCGAAAAAUAUAUCGCCCUCAAUAUAAUAAUCUAUCGAUUAAAUAUUGGGUUUAUUUGUGUUUCAUAUUUGUGUACACAGAAAAAGGACAUGCUCCCGCGCACGUACGGUUCCUUUGAGUUUGACGAGAGUAUUUAAAUUCUUAUAUUCUCUCCUUGAAAAGUGCGAUGGUUUUUUUCGAAUUAUAAUUAUAAUUUAUAUAUUUCGAUAAUUUAAACCACGCAGUUAAG
This is a messenger RNA of Conger conger (European conger), 3502 nucleotides long. RefSeq names its product ankyrin repeat and SOCS box containing 10 (gene asb10). Gene Ontology annotation, molecular function: transmembrane transporter binding. Gene Ontology annotation, cellular component: axon initial segment; membrane; synapse. Gene Ontology annotation, biological process: intracellular signal transduction; neuronal action potential; negative regulation of delayed rectifier potassium channel activity. The record is from RefSeq and is a predicted model, not a curated record. The transcript has 5 exons. Lineage: Eukaryota; Metazoa; Chordata; Actinopteri; Anguilliformes; Congridae. Bases 725 to 2029 code for a protein of 434 amino acids.